UGAUGAUCCGAGCAAGGGUUUUAUUGUUUUGAACAACUCUUACACACACACACACUUUUGCUUCUCUUCCAUCAACUAAACCUUUCAUUACAUACACGCAUUCAUACUUUCACACAUAUGUAUAUUCAAAAUGAACACAGGACAACAUUCAUACGAAAGGCCAAAAGCCAAUGGCACAAUAACAACAAUGACAUCAAGAGGUAGAAUGCCACAAGCACACGCAAAUUUAUUGGUUCAAUUACCUCCCGAUGAACUUAAACAAAUGGCAGCAAAUCCAAGAGCUGCAAUUCAUGCUUCAAAUCAAGCAGGUCCAUCAAAAUGGGCAAUGAAUGAACAAGAUCGAAAUCAAUAUUUACCAUCUUCUUCCGUUCAAAUGUCCGAUGUAAAAUUACUAGCGGAAAGCUUUCAAGAAAGAAGACAAAAAGAAGCAAAAGUGUUCAUGUGGCAACACAUGUUAAUAGCUUCCGGAUCGCAAUUGGAAAGAAAUAUGCUGAAAAGAGCACUCACUCAAGUCUCUUUACCGGAUUGGUUACAAAUCUUACAAGAACGUCAUCUGGCACACAAAUGUGCUUAUCCGACCUGUGAUAAAAAGCCAAAAAAGCCGCAUCUCUCACAACGCAAUUCAGCUUUACCGCUCGAUGCACCACGUUAUCGAAUCUCAUUAAGCAGACGAACGAUGGAACGUGAUGAAAGGGACGACGCAGGCGGUCAAAAUUCAUUUUGCAGUAAUGCAUGUUGGCGAAGAGGAGAAUGGGUUUCACGUUGGGUAUUGAACAAUGGAGAAUCAACUCGGAAAAUACAAAAAGAAAUCAGUGAUGAAAUGUUUGGAAGUGGAUUAAAAGAUCAUCAUGGAUUGGGAAAUGAAGUAGAAGAAGGAGGAAAAUGGGAACGUGUGAUGGACGAAGAACAUUGGACGGAAAUUGAAUUGUUGGAAGAUUUAGAGGACAAAGGAGAAGUGGAUCGAUUGUCGGACGAUGAAGACGCCGCAAAGCAGACCAAUUCUCCCAAACCCGAUAAGAUCAUGUCGCCAGUCCUGCCCACACCAACUUCGCCUGCACUCUCUCAAUCGGAGAAUUGUAAUGACGUCUUAUCCGGUCAAGCCACAAUCGUUGCACGCGAUCAUGCAAAACGUCGUGCGGAUACAAAAGGAACGGCAGAAGGAUUCUUGGAUUUGAUUGAUUCUUUACAAAUUCGUGAACGUGCAACUGAUGCUGAUACAACUCCAACAAAUUCUAUUGCAAAUUUACCUCAACGAAUUCAGAUAGACUUGCCUAUCGAUCAAGAUGAUUUGACGGAUGAACUUGGAAGUGGAACAUCUACCAAUCUUGCCGGAUUGAUCAAAUCUGCUUCACGUAAAACACAAAGUCAUCUUCAAUUUGACAGUGAAGGGGAUGUGAGCAUGAGUGAUGAUACGACAAGCGAAGAUGAUCAUGCGGACAAUGAGGAGGACGUACUCACAAGAGCACAUAAGCGUCAACAAACAGAAGAACGAAAGAAGAAACGUGACGAAGAAGAUGAUCUGUUCGCACAAGCAUGGCAAGCAAUGAGCGAAGAGAAAGCCAGAGGGACAUGGGAAGAAGAGUAAAGAGCACUUUGCAUCAAUCUUGUAUUAUUACGCAAAUCACGUCUGUACUCUAUUCAAUACAAUCACAAAGCCUCAAUUAUUGUUUCAUAAUAUUGCAUUUCUUCUGCCGAUCGAAGAUUAAAAAGGUUUAAAAUAU
Meira miltonrushii is the source of this 1721-nucleotide messenger RNA. RefSeq lists its product as uncharacterized. The record is from RefSeq and is a predicted model, not a curated record. Gene Ontology annotation, cellular component: cytoplasm; nucleus. Lineage: Eukaryota; Fungi; Basidiomycota; Exobasidiomycetes; Exobasidiales; Brachybasidiaceae. Gene Ontology annotation, molecular function: RNA polymerase core enzyme binding; RNA polymerase II CTD heptapeptide repeat phosphatase activity. The coding region runs from base 131 to 1585 and encodes 484 amino acids. The transcript has a single exon.